GCCGCCCCGCCGGAGUCGGGCCCAGCCGCCUCGGGAGCUGCUGCCGGAGCCGGCGCCCGCCAUGGGCGUGGGCUAUGGGGGGAUGCGCUGCAUCAAGAUCCUGCUCUUCAUCUUCAACCUGACCUUCUGGCUGGCAGGACUGGCUGUCAUUGCCUUUGGGCUGUGGCUGCGGUUCGGUGGGCCCAUGGCAGAGUUUGCUACAGACAAAAAGUCCCCGGAACUUUUCUUCAUGGGGCUCUAUGUGCUGGUGGGAGCAGGGGCCAUCAUGGCAGCAGUUGGAUUUUUCGGGUGCUGUGGAGCAGCACGGGAGUCCCAGUGCUUAAUUGGAACAUUCUUUGCUUGCCUGUUGGUGAUAUUUGCAGGUGAGGUCACUGCUGGAGUCUUUGCCUUCAUAGGCAAGAAAGUGGCAAUACAGGAAGCCCAGAAAAUCUAUGAAGAUGCUUAUGAGGACUACAUGAAAAACCCAGUGGGGAAGAUGAACAGUACCAUCUAUCGCUACCACGUGGCUCUGCAGUGCUGUGGUAAAGGCAAUGUGGAACAACAACCGGGAUUACCCUGCCCAGAGAACAUCCAGCUGCCAAAGAACUGCCUGGUUGAAAUUCAGAAUGUAAUUGAUACUCAUCUGCGCUUAGUUGGAAUUGUUGGAAUUGCAAUUGCUAGCAUCACAAUCUUUGGCAUGAUAUUCAGCAUGGUUCUGUGCUGUACGAUCCGUAACAUGAGAGAAAUGAUCUAAAACUGUCACUGUACAACUGUGCCAGGAGUUCCAGACUAAGCUUACAAGAAGUGCUCUUCUACCCAAUUUAAUAAUUGUAAUGCAUUUUAAUCAGUGUUUUAACAUACUGAGAGGAAAAUAUCCCAUUAGGUGAUCAGGUGAAUUGUAUUAGUUACAGUAAAACUGAAGUGAACAAAAAGGGGUUAAAAUGUCCUUUUUAAUGAAAAAAGCAAAGGUGCAUCUAAAACUAAUUUGAUUUUUAAUGUUUGUAGAUGUGCAAUUAAGAGUUUACACAUGCAUAGACUUUGUGUAAGCACAUGCAUCUCUGUCCUUACAAACACCUCUGGAUGUGAGCAGGUCCCUGGAUGUGCAGUACCUGUCUGGGUGAAUAUCUGCAGGUGGAACACGCUGUGUGUGCACCCAGAGUGUCCCCUGCAGGAUUGCACAUCCCACAGGGACACAGAGCCCUCUCACAGCCAGGCCCUGUUUGCCAAGAAUCAGCAGAGGGACAAAUGCCAUUGUAACAACACCUAUGAUCCAUUUUGUGACUUUAUUUUCCAAAGCCCAAACAGAGUAGAACUAAUAAAAUUGGACUUUAAAAAAAUAAUUAAUGCCUAAGGGCCUGCUCCAGCAAACUUGAAUAUAUGUGAGUAGACCCACUGGCUUCACUGUCAUGCAGAGACUGGGUAUUUAUUUUUUUUAGGACUGGACCCUUCAUACAAAUGCAGAAAGUUCUGGGGGAGAAAACACAUCCAAAGAGAUCCAGGCUAAAGGAAGAGGGGGAAAGAGGUGGGAAGCUGGCAAGACCAGGCAGUCAUUUGGGACCAGCUGCAGUGCAAAGUGUGCUUAAGCUUCCCAAGCUAGGCUGAGAUACACCAAAAAAACUCAGCUGUAGGUUCAAGGGGCCACUAAAAUCCACAUUCAGCAGCCCCUUUGUCCCAAAAGCCUCGCUGUGGCUACAGAGUGGUGCAGGAGUGGAGCCUAGGUCCAGAAAAGCAGCCCCUUUGUCAGAUCUCUGGAGAAUCUAACUGGCCUGUGGAAGCCAAACAAAGAGUGAAAGUGGUCAGAAAAAGACACACAGCACUUUAAUAUCCUCACUUUCUGCUUCUGUGACUAUCACAGCUUCCACAGGGCUCUUACCUCAACCUCUCGCCCUUUCCUGGGGCAGAAGGCAGGAAAGAAAGAUGGGACAUUUUUACAGAAAUGAAGUAAGUUUCUUACUGGCACCUUUAGAUUGCAUGUCAGGUAUAAAAAUUACACUGUGUGCUUGAAAUACCUCAGGGCUUGCGUUUACGUAGUUUGUUUCUGUGUUUUAAUUUUUCUACUUGUCAUAUUUAUUCAUAAGAGAAUGCUCCUUUUGAACCAGCCUAGAAGGGAGAAAGGUUGUCCCCAGAAAAAUAAAUUACAUCAAAGGCUCAGAAUCUCUUAAUUUUUGGCUUGCUCAAGAUAAUUCACAGUUGCAGAGAACAGCUUUUUGUUAACUAUACCCCCAUAGCUGCAGAUCUGGUGAUCAGCAGUUCAGAUUCCUGCUGCAGUUGUUCCAUACAUGAUGGGGAGAAGUUCACUUAAACUACACAUUCCAACAUUGUCUGAGUGGCCUUGGGGUUUACAAGUCAUGGGGUCCUUGUUCCACUGAAACACAGUGGAACAAAAUGGGAUUUCAGGAAAUAUGUGUAUUCUAGUGCACAUGUCUGUGUGGGAUAUACCACCCUUUAUCCAUUAUUUGCUUUUUAUCUCUUAUUCCCCAAGGAAACUCAAACUCCCAUCAGUUUUCUGUCACUUCAGGACUUGGGGUAGUGCUGCUGCUCCAAGUCUCUGCUUUAGUUGACACAUCUUGCUGUCUUUUACAUGGAUUUCUCUUUUCCAGUCGUCCAACCGUGAGCUGUGGCACUGCAGUAAGAGCUGGGCACAGCAGGCACUGCUGACUGAGCCAUGUCCAGGCUGAGCUUGAGGCUGGCAGGGACACAUGAGCUCACACACCAGAGAAGAGCCAGGCUGUGUCACUGUCACAGCUGAUUAGCAAUGGAUGUUAAUUAAAAACAGGGCCUGAGACUUCAUUCU
Molecule: messenger RNA, 2773 nt
Organism: Catharus ustulatus (Swainson's thrush)
Lineage: Eukaryota; Metazoa; Chordata; Aves; Passeriformes; Turdidae
Gene: TSPAN2
Product: tetraspanin 2
Exons: 8
Coding region: 62-733 (223 amino acids)
Cellular component (GO): membrane
Source: RefSeq, a predicted model, not a curated record